Symsagittifera roscoffensis is the source of this 1718-nucleotide messenger RNA. Its product is annotated as 2-(trimethylamino)ethylphosphonate dioxygenase-like. The transcript is spliced from 8 exons. The record is from RefSeq and is a predicted model, not a curated record. Gene Ontology annotation, biological process: carnitine biosynthetic process. NCBI's taxonomy places the organism in Eukaryota, Metazoa, Xenacoelomorpha, Acoela, Convolutidae. Gene Ontology annotation, molecular function: oxidoreductase activity. Bases 72 to 1571 code for a protein of 499 amino acids. Gene Ontology annotation, cellular component: mitochondrion.
UUCAAAGGUUUAAGUCCUUCUUUUCAAAGACACGCGCUAUUUCUUUUCAUAUAGUCUUCUUAAUCUUCGAGAUGGUUUUGACUCAAGUUCGAAGAGUGCUGCAAAAACCGAGUGGCCAGCGUGAAAUUUCUCGUUAUUGCUCGCAACUGCUCAAAGACGCCGACUUUCUGUUCAGUCCUAACCCGCCCAAAUCAUCGAAACAACGAGUUCUGGAGCUGAACGCUAGUUCGCAGUCAGUUCAAAACAAGGGACUGUUACACGAAUGUGGAAACGUGAACAAAAGGAAUAUUUCACACUCCAGUUGGACUCCUGUCAAGGAUGAGUUCUUGAAAGACCACAUUAAGCUACCUGUAAAUGAUGGCUCGACACAUCAUUCUUUUCACACAAUGUUGUUACGUCUAAACUGCAGAUGUUCAGAAUGCUCCGAACCAAGUUCGGGCCAGAAAAUGUUUGUGCCGUGGAAUUGCAACCCAAACUACAAACUACCUAAAACCCAAAGCAGCUCGUCUGCAAAAACUCGCCCCCGAUUCUCGUCUGGGAGUUUCGACGUUACUCGAUGUUCACAAUCUGAACAAGAUGAAAACUUGUGGAACGUUGAGUUUCUCGAUCGUAGAGACGGGUCCACCCAUUUGGGUUCCGUGUCGAAGGAUUUCCUCGCCGAGGUCUAUCACAACUGCGAGAAACGACAGCAUAUAAGCGAAUCGAAGACCCCGAAACCUUUGACGGAUGCUGUCAGGAAAAUUGAUUAUACCCAUUUCUACGGAACUGAAGAAGGUUUAUUUGGAGCACUAACCGAGCUGGUCCAUAGCGGUAUGGUUAUUCUCAAGAAUGCGCCACAACGCACUGAGACCAUACAGAUGUGUAUGGCCCGAUUUGGUCCAGUGGCAGAGACCAUUUAUGGAAUUGACUGGAGAGUGAAAGUUGAAGACAAUCCAAUAAACAUUGCAUACUCCAACGAACAUUUGGACUAUCACAUGGAUCUGAUCUAUUAUGAAAGCGCACCUGGUCUGCAAGGCUUACACGCCUACCUGUUCGACCGGGAGACCAAAGGAGGCGAGUCUCUCCUGCUGGAUGUCUUUCCAGUUGCAGAGGAGUUCAGGCGUCUUCAUCCAGAUCUAUUCCAGACCUUCUCCACGGUACCCGCCACUUUCCAGAAGAUCCACUUCAGUCGAGAGAGUCCAGUGUAUCUGCGUAGUCACAAACCACACAUAGAGGUGAACAGAGAUGGUGCCAUCAUUGCAGUCAAUUGGAGUCCUCAGUUCGAGGGACCCCUUCUCAAAGCACGACCCGACGAGGUGGCUAGCUACUAUGAAGCGUACACCACGUUUGGACAGAUGCUUCAAGACAGCAAACUCGGAAAGCAAUUCAAACUUGAAGAAAACGACGUGCUGGUCUUUAACAAUCGGCGCAUUGUACACGGCAGGACGGAGAUCGAAUCCCGCUCUGGCGGGCGGGAACUGAUUGGCGCAUAUGUCAACAUCGACGAAUUUUACAAAACUUAUAAUGUGUUAGCGGUGAAAUAUGGCAAACAAACUUACCCUGUUCGUGUUGGAAAUCACGACCAAGCAUAACGAGUCCUGAAAUUCAGCCAACUUGAUUAUGUUUUUCUUAAUAACUAGACGCUGAAACGACACACCAAAACCCUGAGUGCCCAUAUUGCUCAAAGAGUGGCGACAAGUUUUGAACUUUAGACUAAAAGCGGUUUUUAAAAUUGUACG